This is a messenger RNA of Eupeodes corollae, 2380 nucleotides long. RefSeq names its product alkaline phosphatase (gene Alp12). Bases 406 to 2121 code for a protein of 571 amino acids. NCBI's taxonomy places the organism in Eukaryota, Metazoa, Arthropoda, Insecta, Diptera, Syrphidae. The transcript has 6 exons. Gene Ontology annotation, biological process: dephosphorylation. The record is from RefSeq and is a predicted model, not a curated record. Gene Ontology annotation, molecular function: alkaline phosphatase activity.
CUAAAUGAAUUUUAGUUUUGAGUGGGCUCUCGUACGGCAACGAUUCGGGAAAAAAGUGUAGCGUUCGUUCUUCUUCAUUUAUUCUGUUCUCAGGCAGAGGCACCAGGGUACCAGGCACAACAUUUCGUCAUAGUCAUAGAAAAGGAAAAAAUACUUAGUUAUCUUAUAAUUUAUCAUACGGAAAUUGAAAACAAGUGAUACCUAUCUUCAAACAACUGUUUUUGUCUUUGUCUCAUCUGAUAAAGUGAUUUAUUUAUUUAACAAUAAACUUUAUUGCAACCGAUUAUAUUAGACCCGCAAUUGAAAAAUAAUCUUUUCGUUUUUAUCUUGUGUGUUCAUAAAAGUUCAAGACAUUAUUGUCCGUUCCGAAAAUAAGAAUUAAAAUAGAGCUCAAUUCCUGACGCAAUGAAUUCGCCCAACGAACAAUCCAUCGAAGUCCAGCUAAAUAAUCUGGACUCGGAAUUAAAUCCACAAAUGAAAGAAAAAAACCGCCCACCUAGUGUUUAUAAGUCUAAAGUGUUUAUUGUCACUUUAGCAUUCUCAGCGACCCUCCUGACACUAUUAUGUAUUGCAUUUAUGAUGAACUAUGAAAAAGACUCUGACGUGGCGUCUAAAGUCAGCUUUUGGAAUGUCGAUCUACCGCCAGAACAAAAAAUCUGGUAUGAUAAAGGCAUUGACGAGCUGAAGGAAGCUCUCCAUCAUCAGAUAAAUAUGAGAAGAGCUAAAAACGUGAUAUUAUUCAUUGGCGAUGGAAUGGGACCAAACACAGUCACUGCGUCAAGAAUCUACGGUUUCAAGGAGGAGGGUCUACUGAGUUGGGAAAAAUUUCCACAUAUGGGACUUUUAAAGACAUAUUGUGCCAACAAACAAGUCCCAGAUUCAUUUUCCACAGCUACAGCACUCUUUGGAGGCGUUAAAGUCAAUUACGAAACAGGUGGAGUCGACUCUACAGUAAACUUGGCCAAUUGCACUGCAGCUAUGAAUGCUACGCAUCACGUCGAGACAAUUCUUAAGUGGGCACAAGACGACGGAAUGAAUACGGGAUUUGUUACCACCACUAGGGUUACUCAUGCAACUCCAGCAGCCUUGUAUGCACAUGUCCCCGAUCGUCGUUGGGAGUGUGAGGCGAAAGUUCCAGAAGAUGCGAGACACGCUGGUUGUAAAGACAUUGGGAAAAUUUUAAUUGAAGAGAAUCCAGGAAAGAGUAUCAAUGUAAUCAUGGGUGGUGGACGUCAAUGCCUAGUUUCGCAUGCUAAUUCAUCCGAUGCUGACCCACUUGACACCUGGGCUUGCAAUUCCAAGGACGGUAGAAAUCUAAUUCACGAUUGGGAAGUUCAGAAGAACAACGCUGGAGAAUCCUCUGCUGUUGUGCAGAAUAACGAGGAGUUGGCGAAUCUUAAUGGAGCGGAUGUAGACUACGUUUUGGGAAUUUUCGCAAACGGUCAUUUGAAGUAUGACCAUGAACGUGAUAGUGGCCCAAAAGGAAUGCCUUCUCUGAAAGAUAUGACUCUAAAAGCACUGGAAGUUCUGAAAACAAAGCCAAAAGGCUUCCUGCUGGUCGUCGAAGGAGGAAACAUCGAUCAAGCACAUCAUAGAGGGGCUGCACGCAAGGCCCUUUCAGAAGUGCUGGCUCUAAAUGAAGCGAUUGAGGCAACGGUUAAAGAUAUGAGUGACCAUCUUGCAGAGACGCUUAUUAUUGUGACAGCCGAUCAUUCCCACACCUUGACGAUUAACGGUUAUCCCGAUAAAGGAAACAAUAUUUUAGGAAUAGCCUCAAAUUCGAAAACCGAAUCAACUCCCUACACAACUUUGACGUAUGGAACAGGUUACAAUGCCUUUCAACCUGAAUUAGACCCACAAACAAAUAAAAUGAAACGACGCGAUCCGAGCAAGGAUGACACAACUUCUUUCGAUUAUGUUCAACAGGCUACUAUCAACACGGACGAGAAUACACAUGGAGGUUCAGAUACUACAAUUUUUGCUAAAGGACCAAUGGCACAUUUAUUCCACAAUGUUCAUGAACAAAGCUACGUAGCGCAUGUUAUAUCCUAUGCUCUACGAAUUGGACGCUUUCGUGAUAGCAGUAUUGUUGAGUCAUUGGCAGAGAUGUUGCCGAUAUAAAGACUGUCGCAACGGAAUCAAUUACUUUUAUCAGAUUUUUGUGAUAUUAAAUAGCUGACGGCCCUUCCGGUCAUGACCCAAAACAUAUAACUUUAAAAUCAACUGUUUUUGUAAAUACUUUUUUUAUGAAUUAAUACAUAAUCUAAACUAAAAAGAAAAUAGUGAAGUAAGAAUAUUUUGAAUUUAAGUACUUAUUGACAUGAAACAGUAUAAGAGUUUUUAAUAGAGCACAAUAUUUACCUUCCUUAAAAAUUUUUCA